AUGACUUCCGUGUACCCCUCGCCUCACUGCGAACACCCACUCGAUUAUGAACCUGGCGGUCUGCACCCUGUUCAUAUCGGCGACAUCUUUGCAAACGGUCGCUACGAGGUCAUGGACAAGCUCGGAUUCGGCUACUCCUCAACAAUCUGGCUUGUUCGCGACUUAACAACUGCCACCUACGCGUCACUAAAAAUUCUCGAGGCCCGUAGGACAGUGUCUCCGACAGAACUCGUAGUUUUGAAACAUCUCGAGGCCACAUUUAAUGCGGAGGAGGAGGGCAGCAAACAUGUAGUUCGAAUGCUCGACCACUUUGUGCAUGAAGGGCCGAAUGGAGCUCAUAUGUGCAUUGUUCAAGAGCUCCUUGUUCCUGCACUCGCCGUCGACAUCGUGAUGUACGAUGGUCACUCUUGUCUUCCAGUUGCUACGGCAAGUAGAAUUGUUGGACAACUUCUUCUCGCUGUCGACUAUCUUCAUAAACGUGGGAUUGCUCACGGCGACCUCCACUCUGGAAACAUACUUGUCUGCCUUCCGCCGACAUUCGACCUCGAAGUUGAUUUUCGCAAACCAAUAAAGCAGGCUCGCGGGUUGCCUACCGAGCUCUCUCCUCACAGACCUCAAUAUCUCGUUGUCCCCAUCGGACCACGCCUCCCCGCGAGUUUCUUGCGCUCCUGCUUGUCUAAACCUUCCAUCAAACUUUGUGAUUUCAGUGAAUCGUACAUGAUUGGCAUGACCGAGCCACCAUGCUUUGCAUCCCCCCAUUUUCUCCGUCCACCAGAAGGCAUUCUCGAUGAAAUCUUGCACGCGACUCCUGAAACAGACAUCUGGGCGCUGGCUGUCGCGAUCUACCAUAUCCUGACAAGUGGUUGUGGGUUAUUUUCCAUCAACGACGACCAUGACUACAUAUUGGCGUCCAUGGUGCUGGUGCUAGGGAAGUUCCCGGAACCGUUGUGGGUUAGUUGGACCGGCCGGGGAAAGUUCUUGGACGAGAAUGCCGACCCGGUCCCGAAUGCUAUCGGCCCAGUAACUUCCCUGAGCAACAAAGUUGAGUGCUGGUUGUGCGAUGAGAAACAAACCCCCGCAUUGACCGCGAUGUUGGAUUCUAUGUUACGAUACGAGGCCAAGGCCAGAAGCACAGCGAGUGACAUCGUGCACAGUCAGUGGAUGGAGAAUUUCUGCCGUCCGUAUAUGGGCGAAGAUGUAGUCUUGCCAAUUGAGCGCAGGAAGAUACAACCCAAUAUUGUCAACAUUACUCCUCAGACUACCGCGUAA
Molecule: messenger RNA, 1269 nt
Organism: Mycena indigotica
Lineage: Eukaryota; Fungi; Basidiomycota; Agaricomycetes; Agaricales; Mycenaceae
Product: Protein kinase
Exons: 2
Coding region: 1-1269 (422 amino acids)
Biological process (GO): protein phosphorylation; spliceosomal complex assembly; regulation of mRNA processing
Molecular function (GO): protein kinase activity; ATP binding
Source: RefSeq, a predicted model, not a curated record